Molecule: messenger RNA, 5819 nt
Organism: Biomphalaria glabrata
Lineage: Eukaryota; Metazoa; Mollusca; Gastropoda; Planorbidae
Exons: 35
Coding region: 106-3981 (1291 amino acids)
Molecular function (GO): iron ion binding; iron-sulfur cluster binding; FAD binding
Source: RefSeq, a predicted model, not a curated record
AAUGUCAAGGUUACAUAUCUCUGUGUUUGGUGUCAAAGUUCGCACCGGGUCAAACACUUGCGUUCCAGUAACUGCUUCAUCGAGCAGCACUGUGGUGUGUGCAUCAUGUAUUCACAAUACAGUCGUGCCGUGUCUAAACAACAAGACAUGCCUUCGAGUUCUGAUCAGAUCAGUUUCUACAUCAAUGGAGAGAAACACAGUGUUUCCCAAAAGCUUUCUCUCACUACAUCUCUGAAUGAGUACCUGAGAGAGGUAGCAGGUCUAAAAGGCACCAAGGUCAUGUGCCGAGAGGCAGGCUGUGGUUGUUGCUCUGUCGCUGUGAGCCACCUUCUGCCAGACUCGGACAAACUUCAGACAUACAGUGUCCAAUCAUGCCUGACUCCCUUGUACGCAGUUGAUGGCUGGCAGAUUAGCACAGUGGAAGGGAUAGGCAGUCAGAAAGUUGGCUUUCAUCCUAUACAAGAGAGAAUAGCAAAGUUUAAUGGAACCCAGUGUGGCUACUGCACUCCAGGCAUGGUGAUGAAUAUGUAUGGCCUUCUUCAUCAAAACCCCAACAUCACAGCUCAAGAGAUUGAAGACAAUUUUGAUGGGAACAUUUGUCGAUGUACUGGCUACAGAUCUAUUUUGGAUGCCAUGAAAUCUUUCUCCACUGAUGGAAAUAUUCCAGGAGCAAAGUCAAUUGAUAUAGAGGAUUUGAACAAACAUUUGUGCCCUAGAACUGGAGAGCCCUGCACUGGUCAUCAGGAAGAGAAAGGUGGUAAAAGAAGUCUGGAUAUUGAGGUCAAUGGAAACAGAUGGUACAGGCCAACAAGUUUGAAAGAUUUAGGAAAAUUAUUGAAGGAUAAUGUCAACAAGAAAGUCAAAAUGAUAUUUGGCAAUACUUCAACUGGAAUAUUCAAAAAUGAGGAGCUCUCUGAUAUCUACAUUGAUUUACAUCGAGUUGAAGAAAUAUACUGCUACCAGUUAAGUGAUGCUGGAGUGACAUUUGGUGCUGCCACUUCCCUCACCAACCUUAUGAACAAACUGAAAGCUGAUCAAGACAAAGCUGGAUUCCAAUAUUUCUCAGCAGUUGUCAGACACCUCAAGUUUAUUGCCAAUGUCAUGGUCAGAAAUGCUGGUUCUAUUGCUGGCAAUUUAAUGAUCAAGCAUAAACAUCCAGACUUCCCCUCUGACAUAUUUACUGUGUUUGAAGCAUUGGGAGCAAAAGUAGAUAUUUAUGAUGCAGACACAUCAACAACAGCAACAUACACAAUGUUGGACUUCCUGAGAAAGGUCAACAUGACUGGAAAGGUCAUAGUUGCUGUUCAGUUGCCCAAACUGGCAGAAAAUGAAGUUUUCAGAUCAUUUAAAAUAACUCCAAGAUGGCAAAAUGCUCAUGCUUAUGUGAAUGCUGCUUUCCGUCUGCCAGCAGUUGGGCUUGACAUCAAGGGGAGACCAUCUUUGGUUUAUGGUGGAAUUAAUGCUGAUACUGAGCAUGCACUAAAGACUGAAGAGUUUCUAACCAACAAAACAUUAUCUGAUGCUGUUGUUCAAGAGGCACUAAACAUACUGUCCAGUGAACUGAAUCCAGAAUUUGAUCUAGUACUGGCUUCUCCAAAAUAUAGGAAAGACUUAUCCAUAGCAUUGCUCUAUAAGGUUUUAUUGGGAAUAUACAAUCCCAAUAAUCCCAAACUAAGGUCAGGACCAGAGAACAUUCAUCGUCCGAUCUCAUCAGGUUUGCAAACAUACCAAGAAAUUAAGACUGAGCUCCCUUUAAAACAGGCAAUGCCUAAAAUAACAGCACCAUUACAGGCAUCUGGGGAGGCUGUAUUCAUCAAUGACAUGCCAGCUUUCAAGAAUGAAUUACAUGCUGCCUUUGUUUUGUCUGAUGUUGGUCCAGCUACAUUAGUCUCCAUUGAUGCUUCAGAGGCACUGACUAUGCCAGGUGUUGUUGCAUUUUACUCUGCUAAAGAUAUUCCUGCAGGGGGAGUUAAUGAUUACUUGCCUUCAGGCUCAGGAUUUGACUUCAAGUCUGAAGAGUUAUUUGCCUCAAAGGAAAUAUAUUUUGCUGGACAGUCAAUUGGUUUGAUUGUUGCAGAAACUCAAGUGCAGGCCUUUGCUGCAGUAAAGAAAGUGAAAGCUACUUACACUGACCUAUGUAAACCUGUCUUAAGUCUGGAUGACAGCUUGUCUUCGAACUAUAAGUUUGAUGUUAAAGUACCAGAUGUACGUUUGGGUGACCCAGAAAAUGCUUUCAAGACAGUUGACAAAAUAGUUGAAGGUGAAUGUAGAAUGGGAACCCAGUAUCAUUUCUUUUUGGAAACACAUGUUUCAUUGGCAGUUCCCUCUGAGGAUGGCAUUGACCUUUACGCAGCCACACAGUUUGGUGACAUGAACCAACAUGCUGCUGCUAACGUCAUUGGAAAGCCUAUGAAUUAUGUCAAUGUGACUGUGCCUCGUCUUGGUGGAGGUUUUGGUGGCAAGGCUUGGGACUCAUGUUCAACAUCCACUGCCUGUACACUUGCGGCUUAUCUCACUGGAAGGCCAGUGCGCAUUGCUCUUGAUCUCUCAACUAAUAUGAGACUUUGUGGUAAAAGACCAAACAUUAUUGCUAAAUAUAAGGCUGGAUUUAGUAAUGAUGGCAAUGUUCAGGUCAUUGAUAUGGAUUUUUAUGGAGAAAUUGGGCACAAUGAAGCCAGAGUGUAUGAUUUGGUCUAUAUAACAAAAGGCUUGGACAUGUGUUAUCAUGUGCCUAAUUGGCAUGUGCGGUUGCAUCCUAUGAAAACAGACAAGCAAAAUGUAUCCCCAGUCAGAGCUCCAGGUUCAGUACCAGCUUCAUUUAUCAUUGAAACUAUAAUGGAACAUGUGGCUAAAGCAGUAGACAGGCAUCCCAUCCUUGUGAAGGAACUCAAUCUGUAUGAGAGAGAUCAGACUGACUUGAACAAUGUUGAGCUGACUCAGUGCACUAUUAGAGACUUGUGGCGACGUCUUAAAGACACUGCUGAGGUGGAAGGAAGAAUGAGAAUAGUGGAUGCUUUCAAUCAGGAAAAUCUUUGGAAAAAAAGGGGCAUAACUAUGACUACAUGCAAGUAUGGAAUGAACUGUUUUGGCACUGGACAAGCAGCUAAUGUUUCCAUCUAUGGAAGGGAUGGCACUGUGGUCAUUUGUCAAGGAGGUGUAGAGAUGGGUCAAGGCCUGUAUACAAAGGUGAUUCAAGGUGUGGCACAUAUCUUAGGUGUACCUAUUGACCAGAUCAAAGUCAGACCGAAUCAGAAUAUUGUUACACCAAACAAUAAUAUAUCUGGAGGUAGUGUGGCUAGUGAAAUGGCCAUGCAGUCUGCCAUUGAAGCAAGUAAUAUACUGAAAGAAAAAAUGCGGCCAAUCAGAGAGAAGUUUCCAGAUGCCAGUUGGAAAGAGUUGUGUGCAAAAUGUGUACAAAACAGAAUAGAUCUGAAUGCACACCACAGUUACACUUUGCCAGUUGGUAGUAAAAUUCUGCAAUACUUUACCUACUGCGCUGCUGUGAUAGAAACUGAAGUGGAUGUCCUAACUGGCGAGUCUCAGAUCAGAAGAGUUGAUUUAAUGGCUGAUUUUGGGGAAAGCCUCAACCCAACUAUUGACAUUGGUCAAGCUGAAGGAGCUUUUGUCAUGGGCCUAGGAUAUUAUUUGUCUGAAGACAUUAUAUUUGAUGGACAAACUGGCAGGAUUCUAAAUGAUGGGACAUGGGAGUACAAACCACCUACCACUAAAGACAUUCCCAUAGACUGGAGAGUCUAUCUUUUGCCAGACACACCCAAUCCUUCUGGCAUCCGAAGCUCAAAAGCUGUAGGUGAGCCAACCAUCUCAUUAGCUGUUGGUGCUCUUUUGGCCAAUAAACUGGCAGUGCAUUCAGCCCGCAAAGAUCUUUUUGGCGCAAAUGACUACAUUCCAUCUGUUUCUCCCUACACUGUGGAAAGAGUUCAACAAAGUGUUGGCCUUACAGCAGACAAGUUGACCUUCUAGGGUUCUCAAGGCCACUGGCUUGUUCUCUUGAUAUUUGCAACUCACUGACUAUGUUGUUAACUACAAAUUUUAUGGUUGUAAAUGUCUCAAUGCUCAUAGUGACUAGGUAUACAUUGAUAUUGGAAUUUUGCAAAUCUUGCAAUGUUUUUCUUUUUAGGAGGAAAUCCAUGGUUAAAUUUUUUUCUUUAAAAAUAGAAGAAAUAUAGUUCUAUGUGAAUAUAUAUAUUGUUAUUAUUAGGGUUCAAUAUUGCUCACCAAUCUGAUUCAUGCUUACUCGUGAUACACUCUUCAUGGGAUGCAGAAUCCAUAAACUGAGUUAAAUUUUAAUGAAAUUAUAAUCCAGUGAAGUAAAUAGCUAAAAACAAUAAUCCUCAGAAGUCACAAAAUAAAUUGCAAUCUCUGAUGAAUGUGUCUCACCCUCACUUUUUCCAGUCAUCCUCAAUACACAAAAAAUCUGCUACACUGUUGAAUAACUUUGCUCUCUCUCUUGCUACCUCACAUGUCCCUAAACAGACAAGUUUUGAAAAAGCAAAGUGAUGUCCUUAUUUGGACCAGUCAGCACUCAGUUAAGUGAGAGGGAAGUUUUUACAAUGAUUUCAGAAUGUUAAUCAAGUGGAUGGAUUGUUAUGCAAUCAAUGUCUUAGCAAUCUGUUUAUAAAAGAAAUAACCUUAACAAACAUUUAGAUAAAUAUGUUUCUAUCUCCAUAAGAAAAGUGCUUGGGUAUUUCACAAACUAGGUAUGUAGCAUAUUUUUAUUUCUCCCAAAGAAAAGGGCUUGACUAACUGGGUCUGGAAACAAUUGCAAACAAUUGUUGGAGUUACAGCUAUUUUAGUUAACUAUGGUAGCAACUGUUCAUAGUGUUUCAGCUUUCAGUGUGACUUCUCUACAAUAAAAUGUUCCAUGAAAAGAAUGGGCUCAUUGACAUAAGAUGUUUUAUAGAUUCAUGGCAUUGUUGUUACAAUCUUUUUUGUGUGUAAUUUUUUUGUUUAUUUUAUUAUUAUUGAAGAGAGAAAAAUAUUUUUUUAAUAUUUCAUAUAAUCUAAAUCAUUUUAAUGUGCUAAAAUUUGUAAUUUAGUUUGCUAAAUUGUUGAUUGCUCAAUUUUUUUUAUAAGUUUUCUAUUCCUUUUUUUUUAAUUUAUAUUUGAUUUUUUUCAUUUGAGUUAAUUAAUUUGUUGUACUCUAACUAUGCACCCUAAUUAAUUUUAUUUUAUAAAGUCUGUGCCAUAAAUAAUCUUAUUAUGUAUUAGUACUGAAUAGGCCUAAGUCUGAGGAUAAAGACUAAGUGCAAAUGCCAUGUAUAUUAGAAGUAGUUUUAAAACAUUUGCAUAUCUUUCAUUUUUUAUUUUAAAAGAUCUGUUUUUAAGCUUUGCUUUUUUUUUAUUAAAGAUUUUUCUCAUUUUCUUAAUAAUUUUAUCUCAAAAUCUGGGUUUAAAAAUAUGCAAGAAAUUAAAAUAGCUCCAGGAGUUCACUUAUAAGUUUUCAUCUGAAGUGCCAUCAGUUUACACUUGUUACACAUUAUUUUAAUUGCUGGUACAUAGUUACUAUCAAAAUUAAAAGUUUAGUCAUGAAAAAAAAAUGCUCAAACUUAACCACACGGGUAAGCAUCCCCUGCAAAUUUAAAAGUCCAAUUCAAUUAGCUCCUGGCAGUUGAGCUGUAAAGUGUAAAAGUUUCUCACUAGCUUUUUAGUUAUAAAAUCAAUGAUGUUUUACAUGAUCCUGAAUCAAACAUUGAAAACAUAUUUAAAACUCUAUUAGUCUGAACUGUGAUUGUUUCGUAUCCAGUAGUCCUUAUUUUUAUUUUAGCUUGAAGAAUACAAUUUUUUAAAGGAAACUUUUA